This is a messenger RNA of Vitis riparia (riverbank grape), 2040 nucleotides long. RefSeq names its product cation/calcium exchanger 1-like. Gene Ontology annotation, cellular component: membrane. The record is from RefSeq and is a predicted model, not a curated record. Gene Ontology annotation, molecular function: monoatomic cation transmembrane transporter activity. The transcript has a single exon. Gene Ontology annotation, biological process: monoatomic cation transport; transmembrane transport. Bases 149 to 1975 code for a protein of 608 amino acids. NCBI's taxonomy places the organism in Eukaryota, Viridiplantae, Streptophyta, Magnoliopsida, Vitales, Vitaceae.
UAUUCUUCUAUCUUCCACAUGAAAUUAAUUAUUGGGAAGUCAUUAAUGAGCUAAUAAAAGAGCAAGUAAUUCCCAACAAGGGGUUAGUUUAUGGGUCCAUGUGUGACUUACAUCUGCAGACAAAUAUUUUAACCAUGAGUUAGUUUGUAUGCGUAUAUAUAACUCCAAAAACUCUCUUGUUAUCCCUGGUAGCAUGGCAGAAUUUCCUCCCAUAUCCAAAGGCCAGUAUCUCAAUCUCUUUCUCAACAUAUCCUUUCUUUUCCUCAUCUUCUUGUGCCUCACAACCCAUUUCUAUUCAUCCAAUUCUAAUUUCCUCAACCAGUUCAAAACAUUUCCCAAUGCCAUGACAGCACCAUACCAUGAUUCUGAUACUGGUUGCAGACAGCUUCACGAGUACUCUGAUAGGGAAGCAAAGUGCUCCUAUGUGAAAUCUCAUACAGGAUGCCAAAAUGGAGGUUACAUAUCCUAUCUCCAGCUCUUUUACUGCAACUUUGACCCGGUGCUAGGCUACUCAGCACUCAUCCUCUGGCUUGCAGUUCUAUUCUAUUUGUUGGGCAACACAGCUGCCAAUUACUUUUGUUGUUCAUUAGAGGGCUUGUCAAGAAUUUUGAAGCUUUCUCCAAACAUAGCUGGUGUUACUCUUCUUUCACUGGGAAACGGUGCACCCGAUCUCUUUGCCAGCAUAGUCUCUUUCAUGGGAGAUGAGACUGACAAGGUCGGCCUCAAUAGCAUUUUGGGUGGCGCAUUCUUUGUAUCAAGCAUAGUUGUUGGGAUUAUAAGCAUUUCUGUCUGUCAUUCUGGACCGUCCAUUGAAAGGUCCAGCUUCAUAUGGGAUGUUACUUUCUUCCUUCUCUCCUUGGCUUGCCUACUUGUCAUCAUAAUGUUGGGAAAAAUUAAUUUGUGGGGUGCUAUCUCUUUUUUUUCUCUGUAUUUUAUAUAUGUACUCUUCAUAUCCACCUCACAUCUAUGCCAUCGUAAAGAGGGAGUAGGGGAUGAUAGUGCAGCAUCUGGAUCUCCAAUACUGCCUGUUACUAGGAACUUUCUCGAGUACCAAACAGAAGGACUAUGUGAAGUGGAAGAGCCUUUGUUAGGUUUUGUGGGUGAUGAUAAGCCAAUUUUGAUGGAAAAAGCGGGACUAGUUCAAGUUGGUGAUGACAGGAAACGAAGAAGAAGGUGUUUGGAUCUUCAACCUUCAACUUCUAGUCACUUGUUUGUUUGCAGGCUCUUGUUCUUUCUGGAGCUGCCACUUUACUUGCCUAGAAGGCUAACAAUUCCGGUCAUCACCGCCGAGAGAUGGUCGAAACCAUUUGCAGUGGUCUCAGUGACAAUAGCUCCCGUUCUAGUAGCUGUUGUUUGGAAUUCGCAUGGCUCCAAACCAAGCUGGCUGGUUUACCUGAUUGGUGCGUCAGUUGGGACCAUUUCUGGAGUUGUGGCAUUUUUCACCACAGAGAGGUCUAACCCACCAACGAAGUGGCUGUUCCCAUGGCAUGCUGGAGGGUUUUUGAUGAGCAUCACAUGGACAUAUAUUGCAGCAGACGAGCUUAUUUCCCUGUUGGUCUCACUGGGAUUGAUAUUAGGGAUAAGCCCUUCAAUCCUAGGGCUGACUGUCCUUGCAUGGGGUAACUCCCUUGGGGACUUGGUAUCCAAUGUUACCAUGGCACUAAAUGGAGGAGCAGAGGGUGCCCAAGUGGCUCUAUCAGGAUGCUAUGCAGGCCCCAUAUUCAAUACACUGAUUGGCUUGGGAUUGCCACUUGCUUUCUCAGCCUGGUCAGAGUACCCAGCAUCUUACAUCAUCCCCAAAGACAAUUCAGACUAUGAAACUCUGGGGUUUCUAAUGGGUGGCUUGCUUUGGGCCCUUGUAAUCCUUCCCAAGAGAAACAUGGUGCUUGAUAGGUGCCUAGGUGGUGGGCUUGUGGCCAUAUAUCUCUGCUUUCUCUCUCUAAGAAUUGCAAGAGCUCUGGUGCCUACAUCUUAGGCUGUAUGCAUGUGUAUUAUGUAAUUGAUACCUAUGAAUCUGUGUUCCACUGAAUUGUUUAUUUA